Messenger RNA from Gorilla gorilla gorilla (western lowland gorilla), 8144 nucleotides. It is a transcript of the gene ANKS1A, whose product is annotated as ankyrin repeat and sterile alpha motif domain containing 1A. Gene Ontology annotation, cellular component: cytosol. Lineage: Eukaryota; Metazoa; Chordata; Mammalia; Primates; Hominidae. Bases 138 to 3806 code for a protein of 1222 amino acids. The record is from RefSeq and is a predicted model, not a curated record. The transcript is spliced from 26 exons. Gene Ontology annotation, molecular function: ephrin receptor binding. Gene Ontology annotation, biological process: ephrin receptor signaling pathway.
CGUGGGGAAAAGGCAGGGAGGGGGUGGUGUCCCCAGCCGGUUUGGGGGGUGCGUUGCCCGGAGACGGAAAGUUUGGGAGCCCGAGCAGGCUCGGCUGCAGCCUCGGGGAGGGGGUCCAGCGGGUGGCGGCCCUGGGGAUGGGGAAGGAGCAGGAGCUGCUGGAGGCGGCCCGCACCGGGCACCUCCCGGCGGUGGAGAAGCUGCUGUCCGGGAAGCGGCUCUCCUCAGGCUUUGGGGGCGGCGGCGGCGGUGGCUCUGGGGGCGGCGGCGGCGGCGGCGGCAGCGGCGGCGGCGGCGGCCUCGGCUCUUCCAGCCACCCCCUCUCCAGUCUGCUCAGCAUGUGGAGAGGGCCAAAUGUGAACUGUGUUGACAGCACUGGCUACACACCCCUGCACCAUGCUGCUUUGAAUGGUCAUAAGGAUGUGGUCGAGGUUCUUCUGAGGAACGAUGCGCUGACCAACGUGGCUGACUCAAAAGGCUGCUACCCUCUGCAUUUGGCAGCCUGGAAAGGAGAUGCCCAGAUAGUGCGGUUGCUCAUCCAUCAAGGGCCUUCACACACCAGAGUCAAUGAACAGAAUGCUCUUGAGAUCAAAGAACUCAAAAAGUACGGCCCCUUUGACCCUUAUAUCAAUGCCAAGAACAAUGACAACGAGACGGCCCUGCAUUGUGCAGCGCAGUAUGGCCACACAGAGGUGGUGAAGGUGCUCUUAGAGGAGCUGACGGACCCCACCAUGCGCAACAACAAAUUCGAGACCCCUUUGGACCUGGCAGCACUGUACGGGCGACUGGAGGUGGUGAAAAUGCUCCUUAAUGCACACCCCAACCUCCUGAGCUGCAACACUAAGAAGCACACCCCUCUGCACUUGGCAGCAAGGAAUGGCCACAAAGCCGUGGUCCAGGUGCUCCUCGAUGCUGGCAUGGACAGCAACUACCAGACGGAGAUGGGCAGUGCUUUGCAUGAGGCUGCUUUGUUUGGCAAGACCGAUGUGGUGCAAAUCCUGCUGGCUGCAGGAAUUGACGUCAACAUAAAAGAUAACCAUGGACUGACUGCCCUAGACACUGUUCGGGAACUGCCUUCUCAAAAGAGCCAGCAAAUAGCAGCAUUAAUUGAAGAUCACAUGACUGGAAAAAGAAGUACAAAAGAAGUAGAUAAAACCCCCCAACCCCAGCCACCUCUCAUCUCCAGUAUGGACUCCAUAUCACAGAAGUCUCAGGGUGACGUGGAGAAAGCAGUGACUGAACUGAUUAUCGAUUUUGAUGCAAAUGCUGAAGAAGAGGGUCCCUACGAAGCUCUGUAUAAUGCCAUCUCCUGCCAUUCGUUGGACAGCAUGGCCAGCGGGCGAUCAUCUGACCGAGACUCCACGAACAAGGAGGCUGAGGCAGCAGGAGUGAAACCUGCUGGAGUGAGGCCUAGGGAACGUCCACCGCCUCCAGCAAAGCCACCACCCGAUGAAGAGGAAGAAGACCGCAUAGAUAAGAAGUAUUUUCCCUUGACAGCUUCUGAGGUUCUGUCCAUGAGACCUAGGAUUCAUGGGAGUGCAGCCCGGGAAGAAGACGAACACCCUUAUGAACUGUUGUUAACAGCAGAGACAAAGAAAGUGGUGUUGGUGGAUGGAAAAACAAAAGACCACAGGCGGAGCAGCAGCAGCCGGAGCCAGGACUCUGCGGAGGGGCAGGACGGGCAGGUCCCAGAGCAGUUCUCAGGCCUCCUCCACGGCUCCUCCCCGGUGUGCGAGGUGGGGCAGGACCCUUUCCAGCUGCUCUGUACCGCUGGCCAGAGCCAUCCAGACGGGUCCCCCCAGCAGGGCGCCUGCCACAAGGCCAGCAUGCAGCUGGAGGAGACGGGUGUGCAUGCUCCUGGAGCCUCCCAGCCCAGUGCCCUGGACCAGAGCAAGAGAGUGGGCUACCUCGCAGGCCUGCCCACCACCAACAGCCGCUCGCACCCUGAAACUUUGACUCACACAGCAUCUCCGCACCCUGGUGGUGCUGAGGAAGGAGACCGGAGUGGGGCCAGGAGCCGAGCCCCUCCCACUAGCAAACCCAAAGCUGAACUCAAACUCAGCCGCAGCUUGUCCAAGUCUGACUCUGAUCUCCUGACCUGCUCACCCACAGAGGACGCUACCAUGGGGAGUCGGAGUGAGUCCUUAUCCAACUGCAGCAUUGGGAAGAAAAGGCUAGAGAAGUCACCCUCCUUCGCCUCGGAGUGGGAUGAGAUUGAGAAAAUCAUGAGUUCUAUUGGAGAAGGGAUUGACUUUUCUCAGGAACGGCAGAAGAUCUCAGGUUCGCGGACGCUGGAGCAGAGUGUCGGGGAGUGGCUGGAGUCGAUUGGGCUGCAGCAGUAUGAGAGCAAGUUGCUUCUGAAUGGCUUUGACGAUGUCCGCUUCCUGGGGUCUAAUGUGAUGGAAGAGCAGGACCUGCGGGACAUCGGCAUCAGUGACCCACAGCACCGGCGGAAGCUGCUCCAGGCGGCACGCUCCCUACCCAAGGUGAAGGCUCUGGGUUAUGACGGGAACAGCCCCCCUAGCGUGCCCUCCUGGCUGGACUCCCUGGGGCUGCAGGACUACGUCCAUUCCUUCCUGUCAAGUGGCUACAGCUCCAUUGACACCGUGAAGAACCUCUGGGAGCUAGAGCUCGUCAAUGUCCUGAAGGUCCAGCUGCUCGGCCAUCGCAAGCGCAUCAUCGCCUCCCUCGCAGACAGGCCGUACGAGGAGCCGCCCCAGAAGCCCCCCAGAUUCUCCCAGCUGAGGAUGAGAAAGUGGAGGCCCAGCCUUGCUCUGGGAACCAAACACACAACUGACAUUCAGAUAUACACACUGAGAAGCCGGUGCCAAGAUUUGCUCUCCCAGACGUCAUCCCCGCUGAGUCAGAAUGAUUCCUGCACUGGGCGGUCGGCAGAUCUGCUGCUGCCUCCAGGGGACACAGGCAGGAGGCGCCAUGACAGUCUCCAUGACUCCGCGGCACCCUCCCGAGCGGAGCGCUUCAGGAUCCAGGAGGAGCACCGCGAGGCCAAGCUGACCCUGCGGCCCCCGAGCCUGGCAGCCCCCUACGCCCCAGUGCAGAGUUGGCAACACCAGCCAGAGAAACUCAUCUUCGAGUCCUGUGGUUAUGAAGCCAAUUAUCUGGGCUCCAUGCUGAUCAAAGAUCUGCGAGGGACAGAAUCCACGCAAGACGCCUGUGCCAAGAUGCGGAAAUCUACGGAGCACAUGAAGAAGAUCCCCACCAUCAUCCUGUCCAUCACAUACAAAGGUGUCAAGUUCAUCGAUGCCUCCAACAAGCAGAACGUCAUUGCAGAGCACGAGAUCCGGAACAUUUCCUGUGCGGCCCAGGACCCGGAGGACCUCUGUACCUUUGCCUACAUCACCAAGGACCUGCAGACCAGCCACCACUAUUGCCAUGUGUUCAGCACCGUGGAUGUGAACCUGACCUACGAGAUCAUCCUGACGCUGGGGCAGGCCUUCGAAGUGGCCUAUCAGUUGGCCCUGCAGGCCCAGAAGUCCAGGGCGACGGGCGCCUCUGCAGCUGAGAUGAUUGAAACAAAAUCUUCCAAACCGGUGCCUAAGCCUCGGGUCGGCGUGAGGAAAUCCACAGUGCCGCUGCCCCCCGAUAGUCGCUGUUGUUACUGUCACACCUGCACCACCCACCGUCCUUCCUACCUACCGCUGCCGUCUGUUAGUCCUGGAGUCAAGCUGGAACCACCUGAUAUGGACCAAGAUGCCCAAUCCCAUGCCAGUGUCUCCUGGGUUGUGGACCCCAAACCAGACUCUAAGCGGAGCCUCAGCACCAAGUAUGAGACCACUAUCUUCUAAAACAACCCACUCCCUGUCUCCACUAGUCUCACUGUGCCUUUGCCAUCCGAUCUUUCUGCUGUCCUCAACUCUCUCCUUCCAGCUGCUGAUGCCAAGGCCCCACCUGCACUGGGACCUGCUCCUCUUGGGCGGGCGGCAGCGUAGACGCUGUACACUUGCAGCUCUCGCACCUACCACCACCGAACACUGUGAAUUCUCCCCCUUGGGCUGAGGACAGCUUGAGGGGGUGAGUUGCCUUUGAGGUGGGCAUCAAGAGGGCUCAGGGGUUCUGUUGCACCCUGGAAGCCUCCACGGGCAGGCACUGUGAACCCCGACGGGCAGGGCAGUCUCCAGCAGGAUCCCAACGGCACUGAUAGCUCCCCAGGGUUGGGCUGGGCUCUGUGUGGCUCCCUCCUCCUGUCUGCUGUACUGAGCCACAGCUGGGCACCGUUGCCAAGAGCUAGCUGACUGUUCUCACCUCUCCUGAACCAACCAACCACUGUGACCACCCAGUGCCAGAGUCCCCAGCACUCUGCUCACAGCCGGCCUGCAGCCCCACCCCACUGUCCUCCGCUACUCCGAGGUGCUGGCCUCACUCUCAUGGCUAGGCCCUUGUGAGACCUUGAGCUCAGUGAUGUGGCUGGACCAGGGACAGACUGCUUUCUGUGAGGGCCCAAGAUAUGCGCCAGGCCCUUGGGGCCGUGCUGACUGCCCCACUUGGGGCUCUGGGUAUCUGAACACUCACAGGCUGGCUCACACAGCAGGUGUCUCAGUCCUGAUGGGCCUUCCCCUCCAAGGAGGGUGGUGGCACGUGUGUGGAGAGCCCCUCUAUCUUCGCCAUGGAGUCUCAAGGCCUGGCAGCCUUGGGCCUGGCUCUGGAGUCUCUAGCUCACUGAGGAGGAAGGCCUUCCGUAGAACCAACGAGGAGGCGGCCUGUGCCCUGCACACACGGCGCACCUUCUUCCCUCACAGAACAGAGCUGCUGGAGGACAGGGACCUGGACCAAGUGGCCUCCAUUGUCCUCUGGGAGCUUUCUGACAUUCUCCACGGUGGGGGAUCACAGAUAGACAGCGCCGUCCAGCGCGCCCCUGACCGCCUCCCUCAGCCUCCUGACUCCUCCGAAAGGAGAGGCCGUCCCAUCGCAGCAGCUUAGCAGCUGGGAUGGUGGAGCUGAGUCUUUGAAGAGACACCCCAUUCUCCAGUGUGGGCAAAUCAGUUUGGAUGGCAGGAGACAGGAAGGAAGCGGUGCCCAUAGGCAGCCGUGCACACAUAGCAGAGUCCACUAGGAAAGCCAGUCGGCCAGGGCAGUCAAAACCCAAGUCGAUAAACUGGGUGGGUCCUGCGCACCCACCCAUCCUUGUGCCUUCCUGAGCAGAGUCACUGAGCCAGAGGCAGUGGGGGCUGCGGGCUGUGGGUGCUCAAAGCAGGCAUGGAGGGUGCCCAGGGGAGGCUGUGAGGGAUCGUCUGUCCUGCUCUGUGUUUCCUUUCCAUUUCCUCCACCGUCCGCAGGCCCCAUUGGUUAACCCUUUCCUCCCCCCAUUGUUUGCUUCUGCCAAGCUGAGCCACUGAGGAACCACACUGUGCUGCGGAAACAUAGACGUGGGGGCAUAGGCUCCCACUGCCACCACCGCCAUCGCCUCACCUGCAGCUUUGAAGACCCAGGCCUCACCUCCGCCUGCAGGACCUCCUCUUGGCCACUUGGCCUGGGCCUGCCACCACCACGUCCUGCAGAACGAGCCCUGCCUUGGCUGUGGAGAAGCACUCCAGGCCGCUAGCAGAUGGGACUGGCAUUCCAGAGGGUCAAGAAGUGACUUGUUCAGAACACAUUGUUUUUAAAAGAAAAAAAAUCUUUUUAUAAAAUGAACUUUUAACACUUGGCUCAAACCUCUAGGUCAUACUGCCAAUCUUUAGACAAAUGGCCAUGGGGCAGAGGACAGGGGAGCUGAGGUUGGUUCAGAGGCCAGCCUGCAUAGCCUCUGUCCUCAGGACGGAACUUGGGUGCAGCUCAGUGGGUCGGAAGAGAAGGCGGUAGCCUGUGGGUGAGGGGAACGGAGCAGGCUCAGGCAGAAUUGAGUACAGUGCGUCUGCUCUUCAAACCCAACCAUAUCAGCUGCUGCUCUUUAUGAACUGCCCAACUUCCUGUUCCUUUCAGGGGCUGGACACAGGCUUCUCGUAAGAACACAGCCUUAGAGGCACCUGAGCAACUCAAAGGUUUCCGGACCAUUUCUGGGGUUCCUGAUGGGAAGGUUCGGUGGCCAAAUGAAGAUAAGUGUGCAGUUUCUAGUGCUGGGAAGUCUUAGCCAGCACUAGAGCACCAGGCCUCUCCCUGGCCUCUUACCUGUCAGUGAUCGGAGCACUGCCCUGGGCUGGCCGGCGCCGUACUGCCUGCGUUGUGUCAGAGAACAGGAAAAGCAGCUUUGUUUGGGGCAUUAAUGUUUGGAGUAGGGUCAGCUAAGGUUGCUACUUGCCAAUUUGUGAUUUGUCUAAUCAGCCUGUGUGAUUGGGGCUCAUUUUGAUUCUCUGAAUUAUCGGUUUGACGGUUACUCUCUCGGCUGCUGGGCCCAUCCCUGGCCCCCAGUGUGGAAAAGGCUAAAUAAGGUGACAGUGCAUCGAUGCUCCCCCGUGUGGCCUUUGGGGCAGGCUGGCAUCCGGGUGCGCCUCUGCUUCUUAAGCUUUCCUGCUGCUCGCUUUGCUUUUAAAAGUAACUUGGGUUGCAUUCUUCCCUCUGGACUAGAGUAGAAGUGCAGGGGAAACUGCUGUGCAUUUGAGAGGCAAAGCUGGCUCAGCUGUGUGCCCAGUUCCUCCUGUGGGCACUUUAGCAGGCUCCGAGCUUUCCUGGCAUAGGUCAUUCAGGUCCCAGGAUGAAUAAUCCAGGCUUCAGCAACACUCCUCUUUCCCAGCAAAGGCUGUGAAUUUGAAUUCUUUGUUGGUAUGUAUGUGCAGGGAGUACUGUUAGGCACAUUCUUAACCCAUGUGGUUGGCCAGAAAUCAGAAGUGGGGCUGUGUCUCUGGCUGGCUAGAGGCCAGGCCUUGUGGGUUUCUAUCUGCUAAGCACCCAGCAGGUUGGGGCCUGGGACUCAGCUCUCUCUGCGGUAGAGGCAGGCCCUUCUCCACUUCUUGGUACUAAACGAAGAUCUCGACACCUUGCAGUUUUACUUCAUUUCCUGCUCCUUUCAGGGCCUGUGAGGAUUCCCAUGAGCUACCGCUGUACAGUUCUCGGCCCCGGUUUUCUUCCAAGAGUUGACCAGGAACGCUAAAGCAUCAAGAGUAGACUGCGCUGCCACUGCACGCAUUCUGGUGCCCGUCUUCCUCCUAAGGGGCCAGGCCACAUCCAAGUGGGCCUCUGUCGGGGGGCGGUAGGUCCGAAAGAAACCGCAGACACUAAGAUGCACUCCUCAAGCUGUCUUUUGUGCUUAGAUCAUCCAUAGGUGUUUCUUCUGCUUGAAGCUGCUAUAUCAUCUUUAUUUAUUCAGGGUAUUUUCAUAUUGGAAGCCUUGGCUAGUCUGCUCUAGCUCUGGGUUCUGUUUAGAGAUUGGUUUAUUUCUGAAUAUUCAAGAAAGGAAAAUGGGCCUUUCUUUGUUUCUUUUCUUCUCCUCUGGGAUAGGUAGUCUCCCUUUCCUAGAAAGGUUAUUGUAACUUUAAGGACAGGCUUCAAGUGGGAAGGCCCCUACUUUUGCACUUCUCCAAGUGCAGGUCACACCAGGGGCAGACCCUGUCGCUGCGUUUCUGAACUGUGAAGGAGCCCAUUCAGGUGGGAGACUUCAGAUGGGCUCAGUACCUGUCCCAGCCACAGGCUUCUUGUCCACCUCUUCUCCCCUGCCCACCAGCUGCUCAGCGCGUAAGACCUUCCCGACAGGCUCUGCGUGUGCAGCUCUCUGCGUCCCUCCUGGGCCCUCCAGCGUCAGACACUAAUGGGAGUUCCCGAGAUGCUUGGGUUUGAGCAGGGAGCAGGCAGAGCUGCAGUCAGAGACAUUAGAAAACCAGUCUGAAUGGGGUCUGUCUUUGAGAUGCCCAGGCCAGCAGAAAGCAGCUCAGAAGUAUUGUUGCUCAUGGUGUGGCAAUGGACUGAACUGUAAUGAAAAUGUUAUUUAAUCUUUGUCUCUGUAUUUUGAUACUUGAAUGACUUUCCCUUUUGUUUUACUGUAUAUAAAAUUGUUAAUCUGUCUGAUUUUGUCUGAAUUAUAAACAUUUUGAGGUACCAAACAUAACCAAUCUGUGCAACAACAUAGACUGACCUCACUACCCAAGAGAGUGUAAAUAUUUCUGGGCUUCCAGCUUUGGUUUUGUUAUUUUCAUAACUGUACACAACUUAGAACAGACUGAAUUAAUAAAUGAGAAGCGACAUGAACGCAGCCUUAA